Molecule: messenger RNA, 2113 nt
Organism: Cyprinus carpio (common carp)
Lineage: Eukaryota; Metazoa; Chordata; Actinopteri; Cypriniformes; Cyprinidae
Gene: pik3ip1
Product: phosphoinositide-3-kinase-interacting protein 1
Molecular function (GO): endopeptidase activity; signaling receptor binding
Source: RefSeq, a predicted model, not a curated record
GAUCCUCUGCUCUCAGGCUGUUUACCAGCUCACAGCUCAAAACAAGAGCACGACUGAGGUGUGUUUGGAGAGCAGUGUGGCUCGACUUACCACAGGCUUUUCCAUUUAAACAGAUCGUUUCGUUUCGUAAUAUAUAUAAAAAAUCAUCAUUCUUCUUCUUGUUGAAAACAUCACGGAAUGAAAAUGUUUCAACUGCUGUACUUUGUGUUUCUGCUGAGCUCUGGUUUGGUGGACUGUUGGUCUGUUGUUGAAGAGUGUAUUACAUCUAAUGGAGAGCACUAUAGGGGAAUUCAACAGAAGACAUCCACAGGGAAUAUCUGCCUCAACUGGAAGAGUCUGAACUCACAGACAGAUGUUGGAGAUCACAAUUUCUGCCGCAACCCAGAUGCUUCAGAGAAGCCCUGGUGCUAUGUCUCCGGGUCCGAUGGAGCGACCAGAAAAGAAGCAUGUGAUAUUAGGACAUGCCAAGACCAAAACUCCACAGAAGCCACUGCUUCAGAAGAGUCGGUCCCCACUCAGGGACUCACCCCAAGGAUGGUGGAGACCUUCGAAAACACUGACUCCUUCCCCUCGCAGGUGGAGGGUGCGGCGGUGCAGCCCGUGAAGGGAGUCCGACAGCAGGUCAGGAGUGGACCCAAGAAGAAGAAAGACCUUGGGACUCUCGGUUAUGUUCUGGCCGUCUUCAUGAUGGCCAUUAUCAUCCUACUUGGAGGUGGCAUCACAAUAGGAUACUUCUACAAACGGGGUCGUGACCUCAAGAAACAGCACGAGCAGCGGGUUUACGAGCGUGAGAUGCAUCGCAUCACUCUUCCUCUCUCAGCCUUUGCCAACCCCACCUGCGAGCUGGUGGAUGAGAACACCAUCGUCAUCACAGCUCAACCCAACAACCAGACCCCCACUCAGGAGCCCGUCGAGGGGGCCGACCCGCUUAUGGGGACAGCAGGGACCCCUGGAGCCUGAUGGAGGAACAGGAUGAGCGCCUGGAAAGGCGUCUUUGUUAAGACAUGUCUAUGCAGUAUUGCAGAAUCUCAGAGGACUAAACCCCAUGUCCACCUUCCCUCUGCCUGUCGUCUCUUUUCUCUUUACCUUGCCUUUACAGCACGGUUUCACAGUAAAGGUAGGGCAUAUGCCUUGAGAGAGUGGUGGAAAGCAUUUUUUGUCCCAGACAGUGUCCUUAUUUUCUCAACAAAGUUGUUGGGGAAAGUAGGACAUGUGGGGAUACACUGGAAGAAGGUGAAAUGGUGGGUUUGUAUUAAUAUGCAUGUCAGGGAUUCCCGUGGAGAAAAAUUGCAAGUACGUUUUGUGAGCAUCAUCACAGGGCAUGAACUUUCCCUGCUUGUUAAACUCCAACGAGACGGCGACUGUCCAGUUAACUGCGCCGUGUCCUCUGGAUCAGAUCAUCAGAUGUUCUGGGGUUUUGAAAGAGAAGACAAUCCACUCUUAUCUUCUUUCCUGCCUUUUCUGUUGUUUUUGUUCCUAACGCAGUUGUGGUGGAGAGUUGAGACUGAAAUUGUACAUGUGUAUCUGAAUUUGUUGCUCUACAGCUGGGCUGUUUAUUCUUUAGGGAGAUUUGGUUAGCAACUAGAGCUAAUUGAGUUAAUUGCCUUUGAUAGCUCUUCCCCAGAAAUCCAUAUUCAUUAGGCAGAUCAUGUGGCCUGGGAUGCUAGCGCUAAGCUAGGUGAAGGUUUUGACUAAAUGAAGAGGAAAUCUUUCCAGAGAUCUUGCCUUAGUAAAUUACAUUUGAAUGUAUUGUUGCUCCUGUGGCCACAGUCUGAUGAAGAGCAAGUGAGCGCUGUCAUGACUUCAGCAAACCAGUCAGAGUGGGUCUCUGGGUACAUUUACUAUAUCCGUGUUCAUUUGUUCCUGAACAUACAGAUGGUCUGAAAUAGGACAUAGUUUGAAGCUUGAACCUGAAACUGAGAGUGUGUUCAAGAUGAUGUAUUAAAAUAAUGUGCUAUGGUUUUAUUUUACAGAGAUGGGAUUUUUUUUUGAUGAAUGCAUUUGUUUUCCCAGGGUUGAUUGUACAACUGCUUAAGGUUCUGGAAGAUCUUGCAUUUUUAGUUUGAGAAGUUUUUUUUACUGCUAUGAAAUAAAAUCAGUUUGAAGGAAAUUA